GUCCUAAACCCGAGCGCCUGACGUCGAUACGCGAUGGAAGGUAGUCCACCUAAAGAAUUGCGCGACGCCUCGAACGCUGCUAAGCACAUUCGCGAGUUGAAUGUCAUUGAUCAGAAAAUUCCAGAGAUCCUCAAAUAUGCUCGCGCCGCCAUGGUCGCCCUUUCACCUUCGCCUACGAAUAACCCAACACUAGCUGAGAAUGACCCGGAUCCAACAGAUGAGCACAAAAGAGCCUUUCUCAAGGCAGCCAGAAGGUACUUUUCCCUCGUUCUUGACGUACAAGAUGCGCUCGCAGCACAGACGAAAGCCCUUGAAGACGCAGGUAUAAUUGCUAGCAAAGCAGAAGAUCAAGGAGAUGGAAGACACAUGAGUCUCGGACAACUGGAUGUGGGCUGGCUCAAUGAACGAAGAGGGGAUGUCGGACGAGGUUUCGAGGGUGAAUUGAUGGCUCAAGCAAGGGCGGUAGUGGAGAAGCUACUCAAAGAGCGCGGAAGUACAGAACAUACAAUGACUGGAGUCUGAUAUGACGAUGUGCGUACAUCGGUCUCCUCGUAGCAUUCGUAGGUCACGACGAGGUACUCUGGAAUGCUUGGAUAGUGUGCAAUUCCUGGCAUCGGUCCGUAGUAUUGCUUCUUACUGAGGGCCGGCGGGACAAAGUGCCUGGGCCUCCUGGGCAGCAUACUCUUACCCUUGCCACGACUUAGGAGCCUGUCGAAUGUGCUAUAACAUAGCCAUAAAGCCGCUCCAGAGCAAUUAUGUGUCCCCGGGCGCAG
Messenger RNA from Pseudovirgaria hyperparasitica, 773 nucleotides. RefSeq lists its product as uncharacterized. NCBI's taxonomy places the organism in Eukaryota, Fungi, Ascomycota, Dothideomycetes, Acrospermales, Acrospermaceae. The record is from RefSeq and is a predicted model, not a curated record. Bases 34 to 522 code for a protein of 162 amino acids. Gene Ontology annotation, biological process: regulation of transcription by RNA polymerase II. Gene Ontology annotation, cellular component: mediator complex. Gene Ontology annotation, molecular function: transcription coregulator activity. The transcript has 2 exons.